Mollisia scopiformis is the source of this 1322-nucleotide messenger RNA. RefSeq lists its product as uncharacterized. Bases 333 to 866 code for a protein of 177 amino acids. NCBI's taxonomy places the organism in Eukaryota, Fungi, Ascomycota, Leotiomycetes, Helotiales, Mollisiaceae. The record is from RefSeq and is a predicted model, not a curated record. The transcript has a single exon.
AUUUGUUCCCUCGUUCGGAACUUGAAAGCUACAUUAAGGGCUGAUAAAUAAAUACAUUACGAGCGCUCGGAGGAAGCUCUGAUUUUAAUCAUACCUAGUUAUCUUGCAGCCCUGAGAUGAGAUGUUUAAUCACAUGACACUACUUAAACUUAAAUCGUCACAGUCCCACUUCGAUCAUCCUCGCUACCGCUUUUUGGAGCCACUCUAAGACCAUGCCAAACAAUUUUGAUGUCAGAAGUUAGAACGUUUAGUAGUACUUUGAAAUUGUCAUACCCAAAGUUUUUAACAUCUUUUCAAUCACCAAACCUGAAUACUUUUAUUGCUUGUACAACAUGGCUGCGUACUUGGUCUCUACUCUGGUGGAGUCCUGGCAAGCAGUUCAAACAUAUGUCGAGUAUAACUACUCUAUUAGUCUAAGACUGCAGAACCCAACGAGAGGGUCUGGUGAGGAACGGUCCCCAUAUUCUCUGGAUGAAUUACUGAAUAAGACAGCGUAUGAUCCAUUCAUUUCCAACCUGGUAGCAGAGAAUAUGAAUCUUGGAUCACCUCCUGAGUACUCCAUCUUCGAUUCCAACCUGAGUGCAUCCGAUCCAAUGAUGCUGGUACCCAGCUACCCAAAAAGAAACCGUUUUGGGUGGCCGCUAGAGAACGUUGCUCUCAACUGGCCUUACCGAACUAUGGUUUCCCCCGGCACAUCUCACACAUCGAUAUACUGGACGCGAGACGAUUUAGGCAGAAAAGUUCCAACAACAGCUGGUUGGCAUUUGGAAAAAUGUGGAACUGACAUUCAAGAGCUUCACCGAAAUCUAAAGCGUUUGGUUAUAUCUCAACACAUGGUUUGCUCGGAAAAGCUAAGCUUUGGGUAAAAUCGAAGCUUUGUAAAUCGCAAUACAGCUGCUCAUCCAUCAUUAAAGAUGAUAAUGAGCUCGUCAAUCCCCUUAUCAGAGGAGAAUUAUGCAACUUGCAUAGAAGCUUUCAAUGCUUCUGUGUGCGAUUCGAGCGCGGCCUAUGGCCAGCACGUUCGUUCAAGACCGUAGAUUUGAGGAAAGGCAUUUUUACUCUUCUGGAUUUGGCUGCCCAUAAAAAAUUGGCUUGCGUAAUUUAUGAUAGUAAGAUCUGUUAUUGUUUGAUUUACUUAGAAGAAGGAGAAUAAUGGGUUGUAGAUACUAAAUGAGGUUAAGUAUAUAAAGUUAUUAAAUAGCAUUUUGCAUUGCUAAAAUGCCACAGAGCUCCAAGUCUUCUUCUAUACCUAGCGGAAACGACACGGCGAAAUAAAUAAAGUAAUCCAGAGAUGUGACUCACUUUCGGAUCCUAGUGCUGCG